Molecule: messenger RNA, 873 nt
Organism: Pieris macdunnoughi
Lineage: Eukaryota; Metazoa; Arthropoda; Insecta; Lepidoptera; Pieridae
Source: the annotation of a GenBank genome assembly
AUGUCGAACGUAAACACAGGCGAGCUAUUAGAUUUUCAAGAUUACUCGCCUGAACAUAAUCGCAGCGCUAGAAUCGACGUGGAAGCUGUACACACAAAUCAGUAUAAUAAUUCCAACACCAGCUACGAUUAUGUGGAACCCAAACCUGUAGUGGAAGAUGAUCCGCCUCCAAAGAGUGGAAACCAUAACUUCUGGACCAUAGAAUACUAUCAGAAAUAUUUUGAUGUACAUACAGAUGAAGUAGUGGAGAGAAUUAUAUCAUCUGUAUUGCCUCAAAAGGUUUCACGUAACUACUUUGAUGAGAGAAUCAAAGGUAAACCUGACCUGUAUGGACCUAUCUGGGUUUCGGUGACAUUGAUAUUUACAAUAGCAGUCAGUGGAAACAUUGCCAGUUAUCUGCAAAAUGCAAACAAGGCAAUACAUUGGAAAUAUGAUUUUCACCUUAUGUCAUAUGCGGCUACUGCAAUAUCAUGCUACGUGUGGUUAGUCCCUCUGGCUUUAUGGGCCGCCCUUAAGUGGACUAUAACUCCUGAUGUAGACCAAAUUGAGACUCAAGCAUCAGCAUCACCGACUAUGAUGUCACUUUUCUGCCUCUACGGUUAUUCCUUGUCAAUAUACAUUCCUGUGGCAAUUUUGUGGACAAUUCAAGUGUCCUGGCUCCAAUGGCUCCUGGUUCUUCUAGGCGCUUUUGUAUCUGGAGCUGUUUUGAUUUUCUGGCUUUUACCAGCAUUGAGGAAAUCAAAAUAUUUUAUCAUUUUAGUGGGAUGUAUUUUAGCAUUGCAUUUCUUGCUAGCUGCUGGUUUUAUGUUGUAUUUCUUCCAUGUACCGGAAACAGAGCCAGAAGCGGUUAUUGCGACUACUUUUAAACCUUAG